GAGGCGGUCCUCAAUUCCGAACAGCCAAUGAUUUCUUCCACUUUUCACAUCACAGCAUCAAGUCUAUACCAAAAGGAAUCGAAGAGCAGAAGAGCCUAGGGUAGAUUGACAUCAAGGUCAUCACAAGCACACAAAAUAUUCUUACACUAUGUCCAAAAAUGCCCAGUUCCAACCACCCGAAGCAACGCCGGUAAUAUUAUUCAAAACUCCACAUCCGUCACCUUCAACCGAUCCCUACCACCAUGCCUUUUCCGAAUCAGCAUCGUCAUCUUCAAACUCUGCGGAAAAAUAUCAAACCCAUUUUAUCCCAGUCUUGAAUGAGACAUACCACCUUCAGGAGAUUGUCAAAAUCAUCGAGGAGGGGCCUGACCAGUGGGAAGGGGUAAUUGUCACUAGCCGGCGAGGUAUGGAGGGUUGGGUCAAAGGAGUUCAAACCUACUUGGGAGGGACAGGCAAGGGAAAAGAGGGGGAAGGGGCAUGGGAUAAAUUACCGCUUUUCUCUGUUGGCCAUGCGUCGACUGAGCACUUGGCUGCUGCCAAUAUACCACCAUCGUUCAAGCCUCGUCCGGUACCCGAGAUGGAAAGCAAUCCUCCGAAAUCCGCUGGACCGUUGUCGGAACUGGUACUGAGAACGUUGCCGAGGAGAAGUACCGGCGCGAGUGAGGUAAGCCACGGGCCAUACUUGUUCUUGUGCGGAGACAAGUCACUGGAUGAGAUGCCUACUGCGCUGAGAAGUGAAGGGAGGACAGUGAAGGAAGUUGUGGUGUACACUACGUCCGCGCGACACGACUUCCAGCAGGGUCUGAGACGGUUAGAAACACCUGUUAGACACAAAGGGUGGUUGGCGUUCUUUUCGCCCAGCUCAGCCGCUAUUGUAAUGCCCCAAAUCAAACAGGAUAAUGGUCGCUGGGAUGGAUGGCGUGUGUUUGCCAUUGGAGAAACGACCAAGAAGUAUCUUGAGGAGGAGGCUAAGAUGGAAGUGCAUGCUGUCGCCGACAGACCGGAUGCCAUUGGGACAUUUGAGGCUAUAAUGAAGGCAGGAAGAUAGGCACACACUUACUUCAUAAAAAACAUCCAUCAAAAUACCAGCAUAUAACCAUAUUGUGCAUCGUUCAUGCAUACUCUACCAUUAUUAAUAUACAAGAUGCCUUAUAAACAUGCCCUACGCUCGUCCUUGAUUGGCAUAUGCCACGUUUACACGGCCAUGACCAUACAGAGCGCCCCUACUGCUGCCUGUCUCAGAGAAAGCGAAAGCGCUUGCGGCCACAUCCUUCUCGUGGCAGUCCAGUACCUGGUCGAAGCAGACACCAUAUUGCUACAGCCUACAUCGGAUACCGAGUAACAGGUUCGAACUUCUAAUAUAAUAUAAUACACACGCAUGUACACAUAGACGUCCUUU
Messenger RNA from Cryptococcus deneoformans JEC21, 1399 nucleotides. Its product is annotated as uroporphyrinogen-III synthase, putative. The record is from RefSeq and is a predicted model, not a curated record. Lineage: Eukaryota; Fungi; Basidiomycota; Tremellomycetes; Tremellales; Cryptococcaceae. Gene Ontology annotation, biological process: uroporphyrinogen III biosynthetic process. The transcript has 2 exons. The coding region runs from base 149 to 1048 and encodes 299 amino acids. Gene Ontology annotation, molecular function: uroporphyrinogen-III synthase activity.